Molecule: messenger RNA, 643 nt
Organism: Coregonus clupeaformis (lake whitefish)
Lineage: Eukaryota; Metazoa; Chordata; Actinopteri; Salmoniformes; Salmonidae
Product: RNA-binding motif, single-stranded-interacting protein 3-like
Exons: 3
Molecular function (GO): RNA binding
Source: RefSeq, a predicted model, not a curated record
CUCUUCCCUCAUUCCCUCUCUCCUCCUCUUCCCUCUCCUUCUCUCUCUCCUCUCUUCCUCCUGGCUAGGAGAGGGGGAUACUGGGACUCUAACUGACCAGACAGACAGAAGAACAGCUAGAGGUCCCAUCCAUCACACUCUCUCUCUCCAUCCCUCUCUCUCUCUCUUGCGUCUCUCUGUGUGAGAAGAGGAUCUUGCCUCCAACCCAACCCAGGGAUCGGAACCAGGGGUCCAGACCAAGAGGGAGUUACUGUGUUACUGUAACCCAGCCAGAGAGACUCUGUCUCCUGCAACGACCAGAAGGAUUCCAGCUACAUGGGCAAACGCUUGGAACAGAAACAGAUGUACCCCCAAUACAUCUACUAUUACCCCCACUAUCUCCAGACUAAGCAGUCCUAUGCCCCUCCCCCUACCACCAUGGCCCCUCCCAGCCCUAACAACGGUCACCACGGAGGAGGAGGAGGAGAAGGAGAAGGAGGAGGAGGAGGAGGCUGUAGUAUGGAGCAGCUCAGUCAAACUAAUCUGUACAUCAGAGGACUGCCCCCUGGGACCACUGACCAGGACCUCAUCAAACUAUGUCAACCAUAUGGGAAAAUAGCGUCAACGAAGGCGAUACUGGACAAGAACACGAAUCAAUGCAAAG